Polyodon spathula (Mississippi paddlefish) is the source of this 2113-nucleotide messenger RNA. RefSeq names its product ribitol xylosyltransferase 1 (gene rxylt1). Gene Ontology annotation, biological process: protein O-linked glycosylation via mannose. Gene Ontology annotation, cellular component: Golgi apparatus. The transcript is spliced from 6 exons. The record is from RefSeq and is a predicted model, not a curated record. Bases 41 to 1375 code for a protein of 444 amino acids. Lineage: Eukaryota; Metazoa; Chordata; Actinopteri; Acipenseriformes; Polyodontidae. Gene Ontology annotation, molecular function: ribitol beta-1,4-xylosyltransferase activity.
AGGAACGUAAACAGUGGCUGCAGGAUGGUAGUAAGAAAGUAUGAAAUUCAGUUGCAGAAGAAUCUGUUCUUUUAUCGUUUUAGUGUAUUUAGUCUUUUCUCUUUACGCUGCUUAUAACGUCUUUUUCAAGAGAGCAACAGUUUCUCGAGUCCACAGGGUCACUGUGAGCACGCUUCAGCCUUUAAAGCUAGGUCAUGGAAAAGACCUGGCUCAGUCAGACGAGAGGGGUGACUGGAAUCCAUGGGAAGAGGAUGACAAGUUAGACACUAUUGCUUUACAACAGAAGCACAAAGUCAGUGUUAAAGUACAAGAGCGAAUUGCCCAAAAUAGACCCAAAGUACACAAAGUACAGAUCUGGGGAAAGGCUGCUAUUGGACUUUAUCUCUGGGAACAUAUUCUAGAAGGACAGCUUGAGCCAGCUGAUGCAGCAGCACAAUGGAGAGAAGGGGAAUUGCGUUCAGGGAAAUUACAUUUCAGUUUUUACACAGGCCCUGCAGUUGUGCCAGGACACAUACCUCUGGAUACAGAUAGUGUCCUUCUGGUGCUGAAUGGAAGAGAGGAACAGAAGAUCUCUUAUGCCACCCAGUGGUUGCAGCACGUACAAACACUAGUGCAGGCACACCAAGUUCUUCACGUGGCAGUGGUGCUCUUGGGUAAUGAGCAGUGCAAUAACAACUGGAUUGAACCAUACCUCAGAAAGCAUGGAGGAUUUGUUGACUUACUUUUCUUGGUCUAUGAUAGCCCCUGGGUCAAUGAAAAAGAUGUGUACCAGUGGCCACUUGGAGUGGCAACGUACAGACGGUUUCCAGUUGUAACCCCCAGAAGUGAGAUGCUGAAUUCAAGAAGACCGUAUCUGUGCAAUUUCUUGGGAACUGUCUACAUGAACUCUUCCAGAGUGACACUAAUGGAGGUUUUGAGACGCAAAGAGCUUGACAAGCAUUGCAUCACUACUGUCAGAGACAAGUGGCUUCCACGUGAGACAGGAGACAGUUUAAGAAAGUAUCAAGAGGCUUUGCUGCAGAGUGAUGUCACCCUGUGUCCUGUUGGAGUAAACACAGAAUGCUACAGGAUUUAUGAAGCCUGCUCGUAUGGCUCUGUCCCUGUUGUGGAAGAUAUCAUGACCCCUGGGAAUUGCGGAAAUUCAUCUGUAGCCCACAGUGCUCCUUUACAAUUGCUAAAAGCAAUGGGGGCACCAUUUAUAUUUGUUAAAGACUGGGGAGAACUACCUGCUGUGCUAGAAAAGGAGAUACAAAUGACAUUGCUAGAAAAACAUGAAAGAAGAAAAAAACUGGUGGCGUGGUAUAGUCGUUUCAAACUGGAUCUAAAGGAACAAUUAACAGAUGCCAUAGAAAAUACUUUCUUUAAAAGUGGUUGAUAGAUAUGUCUGGAUAUUAAAAAGCUACCUUUUACUGUAAUAAUUGGAUUACUUGCACUCUAUUACAAACGCUAUUGAAAAGUUAAUCGUUUUUUUCACAGUGCUAAUUCUGUUUUUCACCAUUCUGUCCUGUUGUACAUUUGACAAGGAAGUCUAAAGUUAAUGAAAAAUGUGCCAAUGAACAGAAAGUGCUGCAAUUACAUUUUCUCUCUCUCUCUCUCUCGCUCUCUCUCUCUCUCUCUCAUUUAUUAUGUUUUGUUUUUGUUUCAGAGUUUUGAAAAUCUUUAAAAGCAGGAUAAAUGCCAAGAUAUCCUUAAAUGAAAUAGUGAAAUGUAGAGCGUCGUAAACAAAAAAUGAUUGGUACUGUAUUAUUCUGUGGAUAAUAAAUGCCUCAAGCAAAAAAGUAUAUCUUAGCUUGAAGCUUAAGAAGCUAAUUGCAUUCACCUAGCAGUGCAAAUAAACUACAAACACACAAACAUAUGUAAUAUAGAAAACAUUACCAAGUCCAACCUGUGGUAGCAACACUCGUGAGAAACAACACAGAAGAGGUUUCAUCUGCUAUUGUAUAGACAGCUUGUAUACUGUCUAUAAAAUGGGGUCUAACUGAGAAACAGCACUUUGCAUUAAAAUGGUGUGUUCUAAAUACUCAUUGUCUGUUUAGUGCUUUGUGUUCUCAAGAUUAUCAAUGUUUAAUACAAUAUUUCGUCUCAUGCUAUUAAAACCUUGUGUUAAGAUUAA